UCCAUCGGGGCGGCGGGCGCGGGGUUGUCAUGAGGCGGGGCUGAGGCCGGGCCGAGGCCGGAGCGCGAGCGGUACCGGGACGGACACCGAGCCCGGCGGGCCCGGCCGCCGCGCCAUGCGAGCGGGCUGAGCGGCGGGCAGGGCCGGGGCAGGCACCGAGCGGCCCCGCGAGCGCCGGGGGCGCGUCUCCGGAUUGAAGGUGCUGGUGUCUUGCCCUGCUUGGAGCCUGAGGUCCCACGUGCCCAUCCGCCUUCCUGACGUCACCAAUGCGACCAUGGGAACUGGCAGUGAAUAGGCGGCCACCCUCUGCCCCUUUUAACCAGCACCGUUUCUCGGGGGGACCCUGCAGCAGCCCCGACCACCUCCGGCGAAGCCCCCCUGCCAGGCGUCAGUGGGGACGACGCGACCGACCUCUGGCAACCCUGCUGGGCCAGGAUGAGCCCCAGCUGCACCCUGCCUUCCCCCAGCAGCCGCACAUCCCUGUAGAUGAGCCCCGUGCCUACGCUCUCCCCAGCACGCCGCCACGAAUGCUUCACCCAGCCGCUCACCCGCCCCACCAGAACCCAUUCAUGGUGGAUCUGCAUGACCAGGUGCACCAGGGACCUGUCCCUCUCUCCUACACGGUUACCACCGUCACAACGCAAGGCUUCCCCAUCCACGCAGGCCAGCACAUCCCUGGGUGCAGCACCCAGCAGCUCCCAGCAUGCUCAGUGAUGUUCAGUGGACAGCACUACCCGCUUUGCUGCCUCCCACCUCCGCUGAUCCAGGCAUGUGCCAUGCAACAGCUCCCCGUCUCCUACCAGACGUUCCCCCCCAUCAUCUCCAGCGACCAUUACAUCCUGCACCCCCCACCACCGCCAGUGCCCCCCCACCAGCCGCCCCACAUGGCCCCCCUGGGGCAGUUUGUACCUCUCCAAGCCCAGCACCCGCGCAUGCCUCUGCAGAGGAUAGACAAUGAUGUGGACCUGCGAGGGGAGCAGCACCCCAUCGCGGGUUUCACGUACCCCCCGUCCCACCAUGCUCCCACACUGUCCCCCUCCGUGCCGCUGCAUUACCUCCCCCAUGACCCGCUGCACCAAGAACUGCCAUUUGGCGUGCCAUACCCCCACAUGAUGCCCCGGCGGCUGAACACUCAGCGGUACCGGCUGCAGCAGGCGCUGCCCCCUCCGCCGCCCCCUCCGCCGCCCCCCCCAUACUACCCGAGCUUCCUGCCCUAUUUCCUCUCUAUGCUUCCUGUGUCGCCGACGGCUGUGGGGCCCACAAUCAGCCUAGACCUGGACGUGGAUGAUGUGGAGAUGGAGAAUUAUGAGGCGCUGCUGAACCUGGCCGAGCGGCUGGGGGAGGCCAAGCCGCGGGGACUCACCAAAGCAGACAUCGAGCACCUCCCGUCCUACCGCUUCAACCCCGAGAGCCACCAGUCUGAGCAGACCCUGUGCGUCGUGUGCUUCAGCGACUUCGAGGCCCGGCAGCUUCUCCGUGUCCUGCCCUGCAACCACGAGUUCCACGCCAAGUGUGUCGACAAAUGGUUAAAGGCGAACCGCACGUGCCCCAUCUGCCGGGCAGACGCGUCGGAGGUGCAGCGGGAGGCAGACUGAGGCUGGCGGGCGCUGUGCCGCACAAUUCACUAGAGGAUGAGGACGCCGGGCCAGGGGCGGGGGCCGCUGCCCGCUGCUAGGGCCUGGCCCAGCGCUUACCCCCCCUCCCCAAAGCCUCUCCUCGGAUGUGGUGAGCGUUGAGCAGUCCGGGCUCCCGGCCAGCCCUCCUCCUCCCCACUGGGGCACGGACUUGGCCAGACGCCUGCCCACUGCGCUCCCAGGGCCCCGAAUCGUGUUGUGCUGGAGGCAGGAGGCACGUGGCCGUGCCCUCCAUGCUCCAAAGACGCUGUUGUUGCUCCAUCACUUUCCAGGUCUUUGUACUCCGCUAGGGAAUUAGUGUUUUCUCCCUUUGUCACUUUUUUUUCAUGGAAGGGUUUUUUUUCCCUGUUCCCUUUCAUUUUCUGUCACGUUUUUGGUUCUGUGGCCGAUUGACCCAGUGGCAUGCAGGUGGCUCUUCCCCUCGGCGUUGCUCGUGGAGGACGUGGGGAAGAGAGAGGAGGGAGCGCCGCAGGUUUGAUGCCGGCGGCAUCCUGAGCCAGAGCGCUGGGCCGGCCCUGGAGGCAGCCAGAGGAGGUGGUUGGCGGAGCACGGCCAAGGUGGGACACCAGCAACCCUGCAGCAUGGCUGGGGCAGGAACGCCUCCAUCCCCACUCCUGCAUGCAGCCUGGCGCGGCCCCUCUCCCGCCUUGGCUGCUCUGGGGAGCCCUGGAGGGUUAUGGCUGCUUGGGGUCUUUCCCCAGUGGGAGGACAGUGCUGGCACGGCCCUGGCCCCUCUCCCCAUUCAUUCUCCUGUGCCCGGCCGGUGCAGCUCCUGGGGCCGGGCCAUGUGGCAUCCCAUGAGGCAGCCAGGCCUGGGGGGGGACCCCAGCCCUGUCCCCAUGGCCACAGGUGUGCGGUGUCCCCAGUGCACUGCCCAGCCCUGCUGUCGUUUCUCUGUCCCGCCGCCAUAAAUCAAAGUAGCCCCAUGUCCCCGUCCUGCUGGCUGGACGGCGCGGGGUGGUGCCCCCGGCCGGUGGGCAGCAGGGGGCCGGCCAGGCUCUGGCGGGUGCCCCCAGCCCCUGCAGCGGGCGGGGGUUUUAUCCAUAACCUCGUGGUGUGUUUUCAGUGCUACCCCCAGCCCUGCCCCAGUUGGUGCAGGAGGAGCCGUGAGCAGCACCCCCACCCCCCGCCGUAUCUCCCCCUGCCCAUGUGGGGCCAGGUGGGUGGGCGCCCUGUUGGCCACACUGCCGCCCAGCUCUAGCAAUCCCGCGUGGCCGUUGUUUUGCAUGAUUAAUUAGCGAGGAGGGUGACGGGAGGCAGUGGCGGGAGGGUGGUGGUGACAGGACCGCCCUCCCCUCGCGGCACUGUGCUGCUGACGCCUGGGAGCCUCCAAGCGGACGCCAGCCCUAUGUAAAUGUUCACAAAUAUGCAUGCAUGUCUGACCAGCUUGGAACGUGGUCUUGGCUACGUCUAGCCGGCUGUGGGGUGAGGGGGGUGGGGAGAGGGGUUUUUGUGCUCAGCUGAUACUGCCAUGCACUGUACUGCACAUGUCCGCAACGCCACAGCAGGACCGUGAGACUUUCAGGGCCGUCCCCGCGGGGUCUGCACCCCUCCGAGCGGGAGGCGGCGGACGGGGUGGGGGGGGGGUGCCCACGGCGGAAGCGGUGUGUGCAAGGGGACGGGGUGGGAGGGUUGGGGGGGGGGGGGCCGCUCCCCGCGGGGCGGGGGGCAGGUGGCAGGGCUGGCCCCUGGUAGCAGCCCUGGCCCCCUGCAGUGGUCCUGGCCGCAGUGCUGGGGCUGGGUGUGAGGCAAGGGGCUGCACCUGGCAGGUGGGUGGGCGGGAGGAUGCUUCCCGCCCUGCCAUGCCAUCGGUCCAGAGGGGUGGUGCCAAUCACCAGGCUGCUGAGGUAGGCCCACUCCCGAUUGGCAGAGGGAUGUGCCUGGUCUUUGCAACGCGGCAGGCCUCUCCCAGCACACCGCUGGGCCAGCCCUGAUCACCCAGCCAGUCGGGUGCCGGGGUGGGGGUGGGGGGCAGCAAGCGACACGUUGCUAUUGGCUGGCUCCCCCUUGCUUCCCUUUCCCACCCUCUCCGUGGCCACCCGCCAUGCCAAAUGUCGAGGCCGGGGCCCCGGCCCAGCGCCACCAGCUCCGCUGCGGCGCGGGCGCUGGCACUGCUGGGCUCGGUGCCCCUUGGGCAGGACCCUGGCCCCCUCCCCAUCCCUUGCUCAGUGACAGAUAACCAAAGGAGUCCCCGUGCCGCGCGGCGGCCUCGCGCCCCCGGAGACGCCCCCCUCCUCCCCUCCCGCCCUCGUGGUGCCCAGGGAGCCAGGAAAGCCUUACGGUCCUUUGACGGCGACUCGAAAGCUCACAGCUCGUGUGCUGCAGAAUUUAUUCCAAUGAGCAGCUAAAAGUAUCAUUUAAAAAAAAAACCAACAAAACAAACAAACAAAAAAAAAACACAAAAAGAAAAAAAUUUAAAAAAAUACUAAAAAACUAUUUAGGGUGUUUGUGAUUGCUGACUGCGCUGUAGAUACCACUGUUUACCAAUGAUUUCCUGUGGUGGGAUAGUGGACUGUUUACUGUUCUAUUAUACCAGUCCCCGGGCCCUCCGGUGGGACCCCCGCGGCCCCCGCGGCUCCCCGGAAGGUGCUAGGACGUGUGUUCUGUGUUAGAAAGUUUUUAUAUAUAUAUAUAUAUAUAUAAAUAUAUAUAUAUAAUUUUUUUUGCUCUGUUACUUGCACAUUUUACAGUUACCUCAUUUUUCCCAUGUAUGUAUUUGAAAAAAGGCUAAUAUAUAGAAAAAAAAGGUUCUUAAAAGCUCUAAAAGUGUUUGUUUUUUUUCCAUUCCAUUGGAAUCAUAUUGGUUUUGUAGCAUUUAACAUAACUAGUAUGUUGUAUUAUAUAUAUGUGUAUUAUACUGAUUGAAAUUUUUAACAGAUUUGUACUUUUUUUAAAAUGAAAGUUGCUAGUUCUGCUUGACCAAGUAGUGCAAUCAUUAUUUUUUUUAAUGUUGUGGCUGAUUUUGAGAGGGAUAUUCACUAAUAAAUGUAUGAUGUAUACCAAGA
Molecule: messenger RNA, 4639 nt
Organism: Phalacrocorax carbo (great cormorant)
Lineage: Eukaryota; Metazoa; Chordata; Aves; Suliformes; Phalacrocoracidae
Source: RefSeq, a predicted model, not a curated record